UAAUUUUUUUUACAAGUGAUUCCUGCUGGACAGCUUUAAGCAAGUACCUGUGGAAAUCCGAAAGCGUCAACAUGGUUGAGUGGUCAGAUGCUGAGCGCAGUGCCAUCGCUACUGUGUGGGGGAAGCUCGGUGAUGAUGCCGGACCUGUGUCCCUGGCCAGGUGUCUGAUCGUGUAUCCCUGGACUCAUAGAUAUUUCUCCACCUUCGGCAACCUGUCAAGCCCUGCUGCCAUCAUGGGUAACCCCAAGGUGGCAGCUCACGGUAGAACCGUGAUGGGGGGUCUGGAGAGAGCCAUAAAGAACAUGGACAACAUCAAGGCCACCUAUACCGCGCUGAGCGUGAUGCACUCUGAGAGACUGCACGUGGAUCCAGACAAUUUCAAGCUUCUCAGCGAUUGCAUUACCGUUUUCGCGGCCAUGAAGCUCGGACCCUCAGUUUUCAAUGCUGAUGUCCAAGAAGCAUGGCAGAAGUUUCUGUCUGUGGUCGUGUCCGCCCUGGGCAGACAGUACCACUAGAGUGUCAUCCCAAAUGAUGCAUUGCAGAAGAUCGCACGGAGCAGAUAUAGCAUAAGGAUUGAAAUCUUAUAAAACAGAACAAAUAAAACAAUGUUAAAAGCA
This is a messenger RNA of Triplophysa rosa, 617 nucleotides long. RefSeq names its product hemoglobin, beta adult 1 (gene hbba1). Gene Ontology annotation, molecular function: organic acid binding; haptoglobin binding; oxygen binding. The transcript has 3 exons. Gene Ontology annotation, cellular component: hemoglobin complex; haptoglobin-hemoglobin complex; blood microparticle. The record is from RefSeq and is a predicted model, not a curated record. Gene Ontology annotation, biological process: hydrogen peroxide catabolic process; oxygen transport. The coding region runs from base 72 to 515 and encodes 147 amino acids. NCBI's taxonomy places the organism in Eukaryota, Metazoa, Chordata, Actinopteri, Cypriniformes, Nemacheilidae.